Molecule: messenger RNA, 951 nt
Organism: Penicillium taxi
Lineage: Eukaryota; Fungi; Ascomycota; Eurotiomycetes; Eurotiales; Aspergillaceae
Exons: 3
Coding region: 1-951 (316 amino acids)
Source: RefSeq, a predicted model, not a curated record
AUGCAUAGUCCAUAUCUAAAUACUGAAGGUAACCAAGAGCGAGAUCCUGAUAUUGAACGAUUCGACCAAAAUGGCGACCUUAUUUUGGUGGUCAAUAGUCAGCUUACAAAAAAAACAAGACGCUUUCUUGUAUCCUCAAAUUUGCUGGGUCUUGCUUCACCGGUAUUCAAAGAAUCUUUCGGAUCCAAUAUUCGCGAAGGAUUGUUGGCGAAUCAGGCAUGUCCAGAAGAAGUUCCAUUACCUGAGGAUGACCCAGAUACAAUGGGUGCCCUACUUGCUAUUCUUCAUUAUCAAGAGCCUCAAGAUAUAGCUCAUAUGGAUACCAUGUGGCUCGCCAGCCUCGCCAGUCUCUGUGAUAAAUAUGACUGUGUAAAGGCAUUUCGAGCAUGGUUUUCAAUUUGGUUCAACAAUAUCAAGGAGGAUAUUCUCAGUCCACAAGACUACGGCCAUCUAAUGGUUGCCGCUCAUCUAAUUCAAGAUGGGAAGCUAUUCACCGAAUUGACCGUGAAAGCUCAACUGAGACUGCCUCCUGCAUUUGCUCUUGAAUGGGAGAAAUCUGAAAUUAUGAAAAGGCUGCCUGGCACUAUCAAAGGGGACCUGGAAGGCCGUAUCAAAAAGCUGCUGAAUCUCAUGCAGUACGAGCUUCAAUCUAUUGAGGCCUCUCUGAGAGACCAUCAAAAAGGAAGUUGGACUGUAUGUGCUGCGGACGAGCACAUCCGAUUCUGGCAAAAAAGUGUCAUCCUUGUAAAAAUAUGGAUCUGCUUCCGAAGUAUUGUACUAGCGAUCACAGGGUUGCGGAAUACUUCUCAGCUUUACGGAGAGCAGAAGUAUGGCCAUUUCAGACGCUUUCUGCCUCAGAACUCGCACUCCGCAUCUCUUGUGCCGUACAAGAUCUUGCAAAUAGACAUAGCUGUACAGCUGGAUAUUUAUGUCCACUCCAGAGAAAGUUGA